UAUGUAUAUAUAAUUUCAUACAUACACACUAGAGAGAAAAACGAGAAAUAUAUAUUAUAUAGAAAUAAAUUUAAUUGCUAUCACAAAGACUUUCUUAAAAUAUGGUUAAAAAUGAUCAUUGAAAUUUGUUAGAAAAAAAAAAACAACGCUUGCAAUGCACCAUCUGUAUGUACCAAUCUUUCCUACUAAACAGUUACGUGUAAAAUGUCGAAAAAAUUAUAGCAAAAUCAAUACCUAAUCCUUUUUCAUUAUCAUUAUUCUAAGAAAUAUCAAUGUUAGGAAAUUUAUCUUUCAAUAUUAUUUUAUAUUUCCUAAAAUCUUACAUAUUUCAUUAUCAUUAUCAUUAUUAUUGUAACUAUUAGAAAUGCAAAAAAAUCGAUUAAUCGACGCUUACUAAUCUCUCACAUAUUUUAUUAUUAUUAUCAUUGUUAUAAUCAUCGUAAUCAUUAUCUUAUUAAUUACCAUACAUAAACCAUUGUUAUUGUUAUUAUUAUUGUAAUUAUUAUUUAUGUUAAUAGUAGAAAUGACGGUCCACUUGUUUAGCAAUCUCACACAACAUUUACGAUCAUUUUCCUAUCAUCGUCAUUGUCAUAAUGAAUCAUCACGAAUAUUGAUUAACUAAUACACAAAGCCUUUUAAAUAGAAGAUCAAACUUUUAUCAUGCUUCUAUUUUAUAUCACUGUGAAAAAAAAAGAAAGAAUGAAAGAGAGAAAGAGUUGUAUGAGGCGAAGGGUUUUUAAAUUUAAGAAUUAUGCACACCAUACAACACAUCUUGUAUUUUAAACCUCGAGUAAUAUAAAGAUGUAACAUGUAUGUGUAUAUGUGUAUCAUCUCACAAUCAAUGUCUUUUCAAAACUGAACACACGUUCUCCCUGCUGUUAAAAACAAAAAUUUAUUUAAAAAAUAUUUAUUUUAUUCCAAAAUUAUUUUAAUAUAUUCUAAUAAUAUAUAAAUAAAUUGAUUAGGUAAUCAAUUAAUAUAAUAUUAUGAAUUCAUUUAAACACGUGGAGGAGUACGUGUGUCAUAAUUAAAUCUCAUUAUUACAUAAUUUAAUCUAUUGAUUUAUUUAUUAUUAUAGUUUUAUUUUAUUUAAUAUCAUUAUUCUCUAAUUAUCAUCUUUAACAUAGAAUUUCUAAUGCAUUAGAAACAUAAGAAUCUCUUUGUAAGGAAUGUACAAACAAAAAAUACGUUGCACGUAUGUUAUAAUUGUGAUGUGUAUCGUAAAAGUAUUUAUUAUUAAGAAAUAAUACUUUAGAUUUUUAUUUAAUAUUGUUUCGAAUGAUAACAAUGUCAAGGUAUUGACAUUUUUUAAAUUAUAUUUUAUCUCUUUAAAACAAAUAAAAAUUAAGACGUUUAUCGAUCGUGUUCUGUAAGUUUGAAUUGUAAGAGUAGUUGCAGAAUUUUAUCGCUAGAUGUCUUUGAUAAUACGUUUUAACGGACGAAGAUGGCGCUCUACUCUUCCAAUGAAAUUCAAAUUAUUCGUGGUGUAUACUUUUCGAGGUUUGACAUAACUUUAAGAUGAUAUUUAAAAUAAUGUACAGUGAUUACACGUGAUAAACGAAUCUUAUUUAAUAAAAACCAAUGUUAGGUAUAUAUGUAAAUGUGUAUUUAGGGAAGAAUAAUGUUAUAUGCAUUUUUUAUUACUAAAGAUUUCUAUAAACAUGUAACCUCUAUACUACUAGUCAUAAUGUUCAGUAAACACAUAUACAAAGUUUUAAGUGUGUUAGGUGUUACCUUGCAGUAUGCGUGCAUAACACAUUGUGCGUUUGAAUAUAUUGGCGAAUUUGUAGUGUGUUCGGGUCCAUCUAUGGAACCAACAAUACGCAGCAAGGAUAUAUUAUUUACAGAACAUAUAAGUACAAAAUUAAGAUGGUAUAAGAAAGGUGAUAUUGUUAUUUCUAUAUGCCCUUCAAAUCCUAGACAACAUAUUUGUAAGAGACUUGUAGGCUUACCCGGUGACAGUAUUCGACAUGGAUUUUUUACAUAUACUGUACCAAUUGGACACGUGUGGCUAGAAGGAGAUAAUAGCAGUAAUUCAGCAGAUUCGCGAAUCUACGGGCCAGUUCCGCAAGGAUUACUUCGUGGUCGUGCGAUAUGUAAAAUAUGGCCCUUAUCCGACGUAACACUUUUUACAACGAAAUUAUAGUGUUAUUUUCCCCUUAAAAAAAGAAAACAAGAAGAGGAAAAUUAAACUCUCAACAAAAUAUUCAGCAGGCAACUGUUAUUUUUGACGAAACUUGUGCAAUUAUCGAAUUUGUCUCGAAUAGAAAAAUUAAAAAAUUAAAAAAAAAAAAAAAA
This is a messenger RNA of Polistes canadensis, 2298 nucleotides long. Its product is annotated as mitochondrial inner membrane protease subunit 1. The transcript is spliced from 3 exons. Lineage: Eukaryota; Metazoa; Arthropoda; Insecta; Hymenoptera; Vespidae. The coding region runs from base 1622 to 2146 and encodes 174 amino acids. Gene Ontology annotation, molecular function: serine-type endopeptidase activity. The record is from RefSeq and is a predicted model, not a curated record. Gene Ontology annotation, cellular component: membrane; mitochondrial inner membrane peptidase complex.